AUGUGUGCGAACAUUCGCAGCUGCGUCACUGGUCCCCUGCGACAAAGUAAACAUAAUCAAACCCUACCGACUGAAGAGGAAAAGGUGUUGCGAUCGCUGAGGACAGAUGAAAAAAUAAUUAUGUCUGCUGACAAAGGAGGAGCAACCGUUAUAAUGGACAAGGCUGACUACGUCAACAAGGCAAGCCAAAUCUUCGAUGACAGGGAAGCCUAUGCGCCACUCGCUGUAGACCCAACGAAGAAACAAGCCGCGGCUAUCAAGAAGAAAGUGAAUGAGCUUGCCCAAUUGAAGCUCAUAAGCUCCGAUGACAGCAGAUCUAUGGCCCUCAAUGACCCCCGUAUCGCACCUGCGUACGGUCUUCCGAAGGUGCACAAGACAGAUGCGCCGAUGAGGAGCAUAGUGCCACUUAUUGGAUUCCCUAUUUACAACCUUGCCAAGUGGUUAUACAGACGUUUAAAGCACCUUACAAAUGGAUCGCAAUACAGCAUCAAAAAUCCUCAGGCUUUCCUACAGAAGCUCCAAGGCCUUGAAAUAAGUCCUGACGAAUGUAUCAUAUCGUUUGAUGUUGUUGCCUUGUUUUCUUCAAUAUCGCAUGACUUGGCGAUUGAGGGUGUAGCACUAUGCCGAGAGGAAAAUCCUAUUGGCAUCCCAACCCUGCGUGGUCUAAACAUGCUUAAGCUUUGCCUCAAUAACUAUCGUCAGUUCGAUGACAAGUAG
Molecule: messenger RNA, 717 nt
Organism: Spirometra erinaceieuropaei
Lineage: Eukaryota; Metazoa; Platyhelminthes; Cestoda; Diphyllobothriidea; Diphyllobothriidae
Source: the annotation of a GenBank genome assembly